GAAGAUUUUUGAUGAGACAAGCAUGUUAGCAAGGGAGCACUUACAGGUUUUAAAAUCACGGUAUUGUGGAGCACUUUCCAAACCAGACUUUCCACUAUAAAGCCAGUUAUGGGGGCACACAGCUUGCUACAGGAAGAGCAAUGGUACAGCUGACAGAUCUUGAUGAAUUUGCCUCCCAAGUAACAGAGUUCUUUAAAAAAGCCAUUGCCACAGCAUAUCCACAAGAAGAGAGGAGCAAUCAGCUGACACCAGAAGAGAAAGAAACGGAGCUUCAGUGGCUGUACAUCGAGGAUAAAGCAGAAACUUUGAUUGGCCGAGACCGAGAACUGAGAAUGUUGCUGGAUUAUGCUCAACAAACUCCUGAAUUGAAUCUAGAGCAAAUAGAUGGGAGUGAUAAUCCAUCCAUUCGUGAAACCAGUCAAUGGGACCUUGAAGAGAAUGACAAUCAACUUUGUUUUGUUGUAGCAGAGGGUGGGUGGGGAAAAACAGCAUUGUUGGCAAGACUAGUCCACCAAGCAUGUGAGGAUGGACACAAUGUGUUUUACCACUUUGUUGGCAGCACAGCUAGCAGCAGAUCUCACGAUAACCUUCUGCAGAGACUAAUCAUGGCUCUAGCAGAAGAUCCUGCAGAUCGUCGAUUAUCUGAUCCUGAGGCAACAACAGAUACUCUGAAGGGACACUUGCGGACAGUACUGUCAUCUUGUCGACACAAAGGCAAGAAAAUGCUGCUGGUCUUUGAUGGACUAAAUGAGCUGGACAACAAUGAGACUGUCCAGCAUCUGUCAUGGCUGCCCCCAGCAUUGCCACCAAACCUUCGAUGUGUAGUUAGUGCCAACAUGGCCCAUUCACCCACAAUAGCACGUCUACAUGAACAUCCAGCAGUACAAGUGACUUUAGGUGCCCUGGAUCGUGGAGCACUAAUGGAGCUUGCGUCUAAUUACCUAGAAAGGUUUGGAAAGAAAUUGGAUUUGACUCAGCUUCAAACGCUUGUAGACAUCAGCAAAGUCAACAAUCCUCAGUGGAUGAUGUGGAUGUGUGAGGAGCUGCGUAUCUUUGGAGAUUUUCGAAUGAUGGAUAAAAAGCUUUCAGAAAUGCCAGACACAAUGGAAGACUUUCUUCAGCUUUUAUUGAAACGACUGCUGUAUGAAGAUGACACAGGCUGUAUUAAGAAAACUCUGUGCUUGACUGCUUGCUCACAAAGAGGUCUGCCCAGUGACCACAUUCUCCAGAUUCUAGGUGAAAUCAAUGACAAGAGAGAAUGUCCUCAGCUGCACUGGGCCCAGGCUCGUCGCAUCCUGAAGCCCUACAUCCGCACCAUCCAAGAUUCAACCCAUGCAGAAGAAUUCAUCACUUUUAACCAUGAAACCAUGUGGAAGGCAGUCAGACGCAGCUUCCUGGAGCAGGAGGAGACAACUCAGUGGCACAAACAGCUAGCAGAUUUUUACGAAUUCUGGUGCAAGAAAGAGGAAUUGAGGACAAAUGACCUCCCUUUCCAUCUGCUAAAGGCAGGGCUCAGAAAAAGACUUGUGCAAUUUCUAAGGACAGAUCCAGAUUCAGCUCAGAUUCCUGCAUACCAGCGCAGCAACUUUCUCAAUGAAAUACGCUGCUUUGGCUUUUCCGACACUCACAUGGCUGGCACAAAAGAAAUUCGACUUUGCCACCUCUGUUCGCUCAAAAGUGGGUCUUUUCACCCAGGCAUGAGACUCCCCAACAAACAUUGCUGCCUGUUGUGUGGAGGGAUGUGCAUGCAGUCAGAAUCUGCAGCUCGCCUGUGCAAUUUUCAUGCUCUGAGAGAAAACCCUGCACCCUUUGUGUUUGCAUGCCACCUUUGCAAGAUGCAUAUUUUUCAGAAUCAAACAGGCCCUUUGGCAGGUACCCCAGCCUUACUCUGCCAUUUUUGCAGUUUAGGUAUGAAGAGAUGCUGUGCCAUAGAGAAUUCAGAUGACUGAGAGGUGAAAACCACCCCAAAGAGCUUGUCAGAUUAGUAUCAGACAAAUUCUUAAUGUGGAUAAUUUUUUUUUUUAGGAAGGGAGGGGGUUUGUGAUUAUACCUUAAAAUAUAUACACAAAGUAUAAUGAGAACAUUUUGAUACACGUGAUAGUUACACUUGGUUUCACUUGCAGCAGCCCUAUGAAUUGUUUAUGAUAUGAAAGCAUAAUAUGCACAUGUAUUCCUACAUUUUUAAAUUUGUGAGUACACUGUUGCAAUCUCACUGUUUUAUUAGUUAUUGAUCACUUCGCUCAGGGUAUAUGCUUUUAAGUCACCUUGCAGUUUUGUGCCUUUUGAAAAGUUUUAUCCAAUAUUUUACAGUUUUAGAUAAACAUUGUUGCUUGUCACCUGAUUUUUUAUUUGAGCGGCAGCAGCAUCUUGGGUCUGUUGGUAUUUGUAUUGUGCAUCUUUGCAUUUAGAGAGUUUCUUUAUUGAAUAUUGCUGCUUGUCACCUCAUCUUAUUUGGGCAGCAGCAGCAUCUUGGGUCUGUUGGUAUUUGUAUCAUGCAUCAUAGAAUUUAGAGAGGUUUUUCUUAAUUGAAUAUUGCUGUUUGUCACCUCAUCUUUUUCUUUAAGAGGGCAAUGUCAUGUUGAGCAUGUAGCAUUUGGUAUGUGUGUAGCACAUAGCAUUUUAAAACUUUUAAAAAUGUCUUUCCCAUUGGUGUGUCUUGAAACACAAAGGUUCACAUGCUCAACUUGUGGUCGAAAACGGAGAUAAUUAUUUAGGUGGCCAAACCAAAGCAAAUUGCUAUUUUACACUGACCUCUGUGUGGCUCAGAUGUGAAGGCUGACAUUUUUUUUACAUGCAGCUUAUAACUUUGGGGCAUUCCAUUUCCUUUGUUCCCAGUAAUAUUCAUAAAAGAUUUCUAUAAAUAUUUUAAUGACAUCCAGCUCAAUAAUAUUUAAACCCAUAUUUAAAGGUUUGAAGAAAAACUUUUUUGCCUUGGGCAAUUUAAGCAGCAAAGUUUAACAUAUCAAGACUAUACAAUAUGAUUAUGUAGCCAUUUUUGUUAUCUAUUUUUAUUCUUGUUGUCCACUUUUGCGGGUCAUUUGCAAUUUUGUAAUGUAGAUGUUAAAUCUAUUUUGAAGGAUUUUAUCCACAAAAAAAUGUUAUGAUCAUUAAAAAUAAAGCUUCACUUAUCUCACAAUAUCUGUGAUAUAGAGUAUUACUAUAAGUGCUUUAUCAAACAGCAUUUCGGUCCCUUUUGAUUUAUUAAUCGCCCCUCUGAUUUGCUGUCAUGAAGGUAUCACUUUAUCAAAAUAGAAAGCAACCAAAAUUCUUUCUUUUAUUCUGUUGCACUUAUUAGAACAUAUUUAAAGACCAGACAUUAUUAAUCAUACUGGAGUAGAGCUUUAAUCAAAUAUUUACAAAAAAAAA
This is a messenger RNA of Pomacea canaliculata, 3366 nucleotides long. Its product is annotated as TPR repeat-containing protein DDB_G0287407-like. The record is from RefSeq and is a predicted model, not a curated record. The transcript has 14 exons. Lineage: Eukaryota; Metazoa; Mollusca; Gastropoda; Architaenioglossa; Ampullariidae. Gene Ontology annotation, cellular component: Cul4-RING E3 ubiquitin ligase complex. The coding region runs from base 141 to 1949 and encodes 602 amino acids.